Messenger RNA from Pseudophryne corroboree (corroboree frog), 4185 nucleotides. It is a transcript of the gene TSPAN14, whose product is annotated as tetraspanin 14. The record is from RefSeq and is a predicted model, not a curated record. The transcript has 9 exons. Bases 1303 to 2115 code for a protein of 270 amino acids. NCBI's taxonomy places the organism in Eukaryota, Metazoa, Chordata, Amphibia, Anura, Myobatrachidae. Gene Ontology annotation, cellular component: plasma membrane.
CCGACCUGAUCGCACGCUAGCUAUUUUUUGCAGCGCUGCGAUCAGGUUAAAACUCAGCAAAACUGCGCAUGCACUGCAUUGUGCAGGUGCGUCAUACGGGUACAAAGCGGAUCGGUGCUGUGUGAUGGAUUUAACGAAGAAUCCAUUCGCACAGCCGAUCGCAAGAAGAUUGACAGGAAGAAGGUGUUUAUGGGUAUCAACUGACCGUUUUCUGGGAGUGGUUGGAAAAACGCAGGCGUGUCGAAUCGUUUGCAGGGUGGGUGUCUGACGUCCAUUCCAGGGCCCGAGAAAAGACUGAAGUGAUCGCAGCGGCUGAGUAAGUUAAGACCUACUCAGAAACUGCACAAAACUUUUUUGUACUGCUCAGCUGCACAAGUGUUCGCACACUUGCAAAACGAAAAUACACUCCCCUAUAGGCGGCGACUAUCUGAUCGCAGCGCUGCAAAAAAUAGCUAGCAAGCGAUCAACUCGGAAUGAUCCCCAUAAUCAUUACGAUAAUACUUUAUUAUCCAGCACUGAAGGAUCGACUUGUUCUAACCAUAAAUGUUUUAGGAUGCAGUAUGAUAUCUAGGCACUUAGGAUCCCAGCAGCCGGAAUACCAGCGGUGAGCACAGCAUAUCCCCUUGCGGGCUCACCACACUUCAGGCCCAGUGGCGGUUAUAUUCCCCCACGGUUGGUGGCGUGGACCACCACCCGAGUGGGGGCUCUGGCUGGCUGUCAGGAUUACGACCUCUGGUAAUUUAAUGGGUGUCGGGAUUCCGGCGUCUGUUUCCUGACAGCUGGCAAAUUGAAUGACUCCUGUUUAUUACUAAUACUGACUGUAGAACACAGCAACUUAGCAUGUCGGCGGCCAUGUUCUUGUGAUUCACUUCACUAGAGCAAAUAGAUGUUUAUUAGCAUCCAGGAAGGGAACAUCUGUGUGCUCAUAUGAGUGUCUUAAGAAACAUGUGUAAAUAUUUACCAUUGGUAAAUUUUUCCAAAAUCUAUUUUUAACCUAAGUAAUGAUGAGCUUCCAGCAAACCAAGCUGGAUCACAAAGCAGCAAAUACUUUUUAAUAGUACUUAAGUUGUGUACAUUGAAGGAUUGCAGAAGUAAUCCUGUUAUUAAGAGGCUGAUAGCCAGGCAGCUCAUAUGACCAAGUGUACUUGACUGAUACCGGUGAGAUAAUGAAUAUGAGAAUCCUUCUUCAAACACUCGUUGCUCUAGGCUGUGUACUGUGCUGACUGUAUCUGACAUGCCCAGGCAGCAGAAUGUUCCUUCUGCAUAAAUAUUUAUCUAAUCAGGAGCUCAUCCUGUUACAAGAUGCACUACUAUCGGUAUAGUACGGCGGAGGUUAGCUGCUGCUACAAGUACCUUCUCUUCAGCUACAACAUAAUAUUCUGGUUAUCUGGUAUGGUACUGUUGGGAAUUGGCCUGUGGGCAUGGAGUGAAAAAGGGAUAUUGUCUGACAUAACAAAAGUUACUCGACUCCAUGGGUUUGACCCUGUGUGGAUGGUUCUGGUAGUCGGGGUCAUUAUGUUCACUUUAGGCUUCGCUGGAUGUGUUGGUGCUUUGCGAGAAAACAUCUGCCUUUUAAAAUUUUUCUGUGGUGCCAUUGUCUUGAUCUUUUUUAUGGAACUGGCUGUUGCAGUAUUGGCCUUCCUUUUCCAAGACUGGGUGAGAGACCGAGCCAAAGAAUUUUUUGAGAACAACAUUCGAGCUUAUCGUGAUGAUAUCGACCUACAGAACCUCAUCGACUCCCUACAGAAAGCGAAUCAGUGCUGUGGUGCACUGGGUUCGGAUGACUGGGAUUUGAAUGAAUAUUUUAAUUGCACUGGUGAAAAUCUGAGUCGAGAGAAAUGUGGCGUUCCCUUUUCAUGUUGUAUUGCAGACCCAGCGCAAACUGUCGUGAAUACUCAGUGUGGCUAUGAUGUCCGCAAAAAGUCGAUCAGUGAAAGAGCCGCAACAACAUAUGUGAAGGGUUGUAUAUCUGCGUUAGAGGCGUGGUUACCGAGAAACAUAUAUAUAGUAGCUGGCGCAUUCCUGGUGAUUUCCAUUCUGCAGAUUUUUGGUAUUUAUCUGGCUCGGACACUUAUGUCUGACAUUGAAGCAGUGAAGGCUGGAUACAGAUUUUAAGGACAUACCCUCUAGACUGGAAGUCUUAGAGGCCCCUCUGUAUUUUUUUUUUUUUUUCAUUCCUAUUGAACCGUAUUAUCCACUGGAGUUUCUGAGCCAACAGUCUUCAUGUUCUGAAUUUUAUAAACUGAAGUUUGGAAGGUUGGCCUCUGUACAAUAGGCCCUCGUGAGAACAUUUUGGAGUAUAAAAGGUGUUUCAUUUCCCUGUAAUGUAACACGAUGUCCUACAUCUAACUUUUUUUUGUAAAGGAGGGGGAGAUCGCUAAAGAAAAUGGAAUCACAUUUCUGGCAGUGAAUUGGAUUGAACGUAUUUCUCUCUUUUAGUUUGGUAUAUAUAGCCCUUUCCUGUGUGGACACGGGGGCUAAGCUCUAAUUCUUACUUUGUGUGAAAUGCUGUUGCUGGACAAUAACCACUGCUAUAUUUUGGUGACCUUACCACAAAGGGAAAUCCCAAUUGUGUAUAUGGAGUGUUAAGUUCAUUUAUUUUCGUAGGUUGUGAGUCACAGUUGUCAUGACGACCAUCCAUUGCAGUUGUCGUCCCAUCUGGGUACCAUCUCUGAUCAUUUUCAAAUGGCUGCACCAUGUGACCAAAAUAGCAUUUCAAGUGCUCUUUUUUUCUACUGGCUUGUAAAGUAUAAUUUUAAUGUGGUCAGUGUAUUUCAAAUAUUAUGUGUUAUUUAACUGUAACCUGAUCUGUUUUAAAACACAUAACACAGCAAACCUCUGACAUUACACACUGUGCAAUUCUAAUUUCAUUUUUCAGUGUUCAGAAGAACUCAACAUCGAUCUGUGUCAUGAGGAGAUUAAUACUGACUUUGGUGUUCAGUAUUAAUUAAUUGUCUUUAAUAUUAAUGGAGCAAUAGUCACUGCAUUUGCAAGACUAAUUUAAAUAGUACAAAAGUUAAAUGUGCACUUUUAAACACCCAAUAUAAAAGUGUGACUUUUGAACUUGUACAUCUUGAUAAACAUUUAUUAUUACUUAUUUGCAAAUUAAAAGUCGUACUAAAGUAACAGCAUGUAACAAUAGUUUUCGAUAAUUCGUUGUUUAUUUUCUUUGUCUUGCAUGUACUCUCAACUACUUACGUUGUUUUAAAAUGGAGCACAAUAGUGUCAUCUUGUGGUUGCUGUAAAUAUUACAGGUAACAGAUUUGUUAGAAAGCAAAGAUAAUAUUGUAUAUUAUGUUUUUGUUUUCAACUAGACUGUACUUUAAAUAAUGUUUUUUUUGCAUAGCAAGUAUAUAUAUAUAUAUUGUAGAUUUAUUUUAUGUAUAGACACUUACAUGUUUACAAUUUUACAUUUUACUUGGUUUUACUAAAAAAAAAUUGAAUGUUGAUAAUAUGUGCAGGUAUCCAAAUGUCCUUACAUUUUAUCGAUUUACUGGCAUCUGGACGUAAUGCAUUAUUUUGUAUAAGUCUUUGGUGCAAAUGUCUGCUUAAUAAUUUGAGCACCUGUUGAAGAAGUACCCAAAGUAGUUUCUUUAUCUUUUUGCCACAUUCAUUUGAUAGUUUUUUUUUUAAUUAUUAUAUAUUAGGCUAAUGUACAUGGCAUGUAAAAAUACAAGGAUUACUGCAGAAUCUACAGUAGUUACAUUUAAUUGUUGUCGCCAUAUCAAUUGCAAUUAAAACUGGAAUAUUAACCACACACAUAUUGAAAUCUGAUUGUUCAGCCUACCAUGAGCAAAUGUGACAGUGACAGAUGACAUUAUAUGCCAUGCAGUUGGAUUGUAAUGGGAAUUAGGCACACUACCAUGCUAUUCCAUGCUACUGCCUGGCAGCUGAUGGCUGAUCCCACACUGGGCGGUCAUCAUGUGGCCUGCUAAAUCAAAUAGUUUUCAUCAUUUUGUAUGAGGCCACAUACUGUACAGCUAAAUAGAAAUGUAAGAUUAACAUUAGACACUCCACAGCAACCUGUCAGCAGUGUUUGUGUUCCUUUCUGUCCCUAUCAUACUAACCUUUUCUCUAGAUUAGUUCAUGUAUAGCUUUGCACUGCCUUGGUAAAAUAUGAUAUACAUGUAAAGCCUUGAGUGAUCUAGAAAAUUAUUUUAUAAAUAAAGGUGUCUUUUUUUGUAA